Cottoperca gobio is the source of this 1799-nucleotide messenger RNA. Its product is annotated as intermediate filament protein ON3-like. Gene Ontology annotation, molecular function: structural constituent of skin epidermis. The transcript has 9 exons. Gene Ontology annotation, biological process: intermediate filament organization; keratinization. The coding region runs from base 14 to 1429 and encodes 471 amino acids. The record is from RefSeq and is a predicted model, not a curated record. Gene Ontology annotation, cellular component: keratin filament. Lineage: Eukaryota; Metazoa; Chordata; Actinopteri; Perciformes; Bovichtidae.
CACCGCAAACACGAUGCCAAGGAAAUCAUACUCAGUCUCAGGCUCUACUGGUGGCAACUUGAGGAGAUCAUUUGCACCAAGCAGCUACUCUGUACAAAGAACCAGUUAUGGUGCUGGUGCUGGAUCAGGUUUUGGUAUGUCUUCAAGUAGUUCUGGUAGUUAUGGCUUUAGUUCUAGCCAAGCAGGAGGCUGCUAUGUCUCUCCACCGAUCACAGCUGUCCAAGUCAACCAGAGCCUGCUGGCCCCCCUGAACCUGGAUAUUGACCCCACAAUCCAGGCUGUCCGCACUCAGGAGAAGGAGCAGAUCAAGACCCUCAACAACCGGUUUGCCUCCUUCAUCGACAAGGUCCGUUUCCUGGAGCAGCAGAACAAGAUGCUGGAGACCAAAUGGAGCCUCCUGCAGGACCAGACCACCACCCGCUCCAAUAUUGAUGGCAUGUUCGAGGCCUACAUUGCCAACCUGCGCAGACAGCUCGACGGGCUGGGCAAUGAAAAGGUCAAGAUGGAGGGAGAGAUGAGGAACAUGCAGGGCCUGGUUGAGGACUUCAAGAUGAAGUAUGAAGAUGAAAUCAACAAACGUGCAGCUGCAGAGAACGAGUUUGUGCUCCUGAAAAAGGACGUUGAUGCUGCCUACAUGAACAAGGUGGAGCUGGAAGCCAAGGCUGAUGCUCUUCAGGAUGAGAUCAACUUCCUCAGGGCUGUCUAUGAGGCUGAGCUUCGUGAGCUGCAGGGCCAGAUCAAGGACACAUCCGUCGUCGUGGAGAUGGACAACAGUCGUAGCCUGGACAUGGAUUCUAUUGUGGCUGAAGUGCGUGCUCAGUAUGAGGACAUUGCCAACCGCAGCAAGGCUGAAGCAGAGACCUGGUACAAACAGAAGUUUGAGGAGAUGCAGAGCUCUGCCGGACAGUAUGGUGAUGACCUGCGCACAACCAAGUCUGAGAUUUCUGAGCUGAACCGCAUGAUCGCCCGUCUUCAGAAUGAGAUUGAGGCUGUCAAGGGACAGAGGGCCAGCCUUGAGUCUCAGAUCUCAGAGGCUGAGGAGCGUGGUGAGCUGGCAGUGAAAGAUGCCAAGCUCCGUAUCAGAGACCUGGAGGAUGCUCUGCAGAGAGCCAAGCAGGACAUGGCCCGCCAGGUGCGCGAAUACCAGGAGCUGAUGAACGUCAAGCUGGCCCUGGACAUUGAAAUCGCCACCUACAGGAAACUGCUGGAAGGAGAGGAGAGCAGACUGGUCAGCGGAGGCGCAAACGCAACCAUCCACGUGCAGUCGAGCUCCGGAGGAUUGUCCAGCUCCAACCCCGGAUUCGGCCAUGGUGGCAGCUACAGUGGUGGCAGCUACAGUGGUGGCAGCUACACCGGUGGCAGCUCGUCUGGUGGUUAUGGCACUACUAUUAAGAAGUCAACAGUCUCAAGUACCAGGAGAGCCUAUUAGAAACAAGAGUCGUCCCUCUUCCCCUUCAGAAACUCAUAAAUUUGACCGAAAUCUGUACCCAUUCAUGGUGCUUUGCAAUGUUGCUAACAAUGUUUAUCAAGACAGCUAAAUCUAUUGUGAUCACUGGUGGUUUUUCUUACUCUGUUCUGUUUAACAUAAUUCAUCAAGAGCAUCUUAAGGUAGACAUGGCCAUGGAUACUUGUUGUACUGUAGUGUAGUGAUGAACAGCUCUUUUUGCUGUUCCUCCAAAUGGUUCCAUGAUUAGGUUUGCAUUUCCUUGCCUUCAAGAUAAAACUAUGUUGUAACCAGAUUUAUUUUGUAAAAGCCUUCCUACCAACGUGACUGAUGAAUGUUGCUGCAAAUGACAUCA